UGGAGGGAGCUGGGACCCCUGGGUUCUAUCCCUGCUCUGGGAGAGGAAUGGGGGCUGAGGGAUUAGAGCAGGGGUGGAGUAUGGGCGGGAGCCCGGAUGCCUGGGUUCUUUCCCUGCUCAGGGAGGGGGGCUAGGAGCCCAGGUGCAAGAGGCAAGUAGCAGGCAGGGGUCUCUGGAUUGGGGCACUGGCCUGGGUCUGACCUGAGCUCCUUGGGGCAUCUUCCUGCUUCCCUGUAGGGUCUAGUCUGGGCCGGGGGGUGGUACCCAUGGAGAAGCUGGGGUGCCCUAACAUGCUGGGCACCAACCUGUCACCAGCAGAAUCUGGGGGCUCAAUGGCCCUGCGGGGCAGUCCUCAGAUCCUGGAUGACUCCUUGGAGCCGCUGGCCAGGGGCUCAUGCUGGAGCUGUGACGUGGAGCCUGGCAUCGGCCCUCUUGCCCAGGCAUGUCGGCUGGACACAAAGGAGGAGCUGGGGCUGCCCUCCCUGAGCACUGCUGGCAGCUCCAGAAGGCAGUGCUGGAGCCAGGAGCUGGACCAGCUGCGGGAGCGCCAGGCCCAGCUCAAGGAACAGCUGUGCGCCUGCGCGCAGGAGCUGGCGGUUGUGCGGUGCCAUGAGCAGCGGCUGCAAGAGGCCAACAAGGAACUGCAGGAGCAGCUGCAAGUGCAAGAGGCCAAGGUGGAACAGCUGCGCAGCACCCUGGCGACCCGCGGGGCCCAUCUGGGCCAAGAGCUGCGGCGCCGGGAGCAGGAGCUUGGACGGCUCAAGGACAGGCUGGGCCAAGUGGUGAUGGACAAGCGGGACCGGCGCACCAACAUGGACAUCCUCAACCCGUUGAGCCGUGCCAAUGGCCGGAGAGCCACCUGGAAAACCGGGAAGGCGUUGGGGAAGCGGGAGGAGGAGCUCUACCGCUCCCUGCUGGGCACCCAGGAGAAACAGAUGGCAGUGCUUGCAGUGGAGAAUGCUGAGCUACAGCUGGCACUGGAGCAGCUGGGGCAUGAUUUCCAAGGCCUCCUGCCACCUGGCCAGGAUGGGGAUCCCAAGCUGGACAGCACCCACCUGGCUGAUGUCAUCUGGGAGCUGUGGGGCUGUCUCAAAGCCCGGGUUGAGGCACUUGGGAGCUGGGCAGUGGCCGGGGCUCCCCCAGGGCUGGGGGUUGCAGGUGGGGAGUUGCCUGUGAUCAGUGUGACCGACCAUGACAAGGAGAUUGCCAGGCUCCGAGCUGAGAUCGAGGAGAGCCGCAGCCUCAUUGCUUGGCAGCAGCAGUGCCUGCAGGAGAAGCUGGUGGUGGGAGUGGGUACAGAGCUGCCGCCAGGCCUGGAGGGCUCCUAUGUACUGGAGGAGCAGCAGCGGUUGCAGGAGGAGCGCAUGCUGUUUCAGCAGCAGCAACAAGCCUUCGAGACUGAGCGACAAAGCUUCACCGAGGCCGCCAUCCGCCUGGGCCAUGAGAGGCAGCAAUUUGAGGCAGAACGUGCUCUUCUGCUGAAACACCAGUUCCUGAGCACUGCGGCCAACUUGGACUUGUGGGGUCCCCAGCGACAGGAGUCAGCCCCCAGCACCCCCUGGGUCCUGGACCAGGAGCCACAUCCCCGGGCCAAGAAGCGGCCCCAGCCCAGCUACUCCCCCUUCCCGGUGCCGGAGACCUCUGCCAUGCCCUUCCGAAGCCAGCCCCUUCACCCCCAGCCUGCCAGUACCCCCUGCCUGGGAGAGCAGUGCUGGGGGCAGUGUCUCAUCCUGCAUUACAGCCCUGCCACCCCUGCCCAGCCCAGACUGCUGGAUGCUGCCUGGAAGGGGGGCCACCAGGACAGAGCUUCCCAGACGCAGAGUGAGGACUUGUGGCCUGUGAGCACAGACCUCCUGGGGCAUUUCUUGGAGGCCUCCUUCUAGGCCCUGGCUGUAAUUUUUGGGAGGGACCAGACUCUGGGGUACCGGCUUCCCCCAUGGGGGGGCUGUCUUCUACCAGCCAGACUCCAGCUGCUGCCAAGUGCUAUCUUUUUGGGGAAAAAGCUGUCCUUCUCUCUGAAAGUCUAAUCCAUCCCCGCCAUGCCACUCCUGGUUUCUCCAACCUAGCUGGAGCCUGACUGGAUCCUGGGAGCUCAGCUUCCUUUUCCAAGACCCCUCUUCUGGGCUCAGCUGGGUGAUCUCCAUAAGGUGCCUUGAUUCCUUCUAGCUUUUAGCUGUCUCUGGGUUUAAGCGUAAGGCUGUAUUGUUGUUUUUUUUAAUCCAACCAUCUCCAGACCUCUUCUCCAUAAGAAGCAGGCCAGGGAGGGAUUCUUCCCUGCUGGCAUGUGGGGUUUGGAUAUAGAGCUGGUCUUGGAGCAAGGAGGGCUUUGGUCUUUGCGCUCAGGCUUGUGUCUGUGUGCCUGAUGUGGAUAAGUGCCUCUGAGCCGUUUCAUUUGUUGGUUGUAAUAAAAGAUUUUUUUUUAAACUUUUUCUGUAUUGAUUUGUAAUAAACAAGGAGAACUUCUAAAGAACAGACUAUUGCAGUUUUGGUCUGGCUCCCCCAACUCAGUCUCGCCCAUCUGGCCCAGCACUUCCUGGGGCAGAGGAGAUGACACCCACAUAUUCCACAAUGCAUCAGGCUACUACCUAUUCUCCCCCCUUAGGACCCUGGGUGUGCUAUUAUAGGCAACUGAUUUGAGGACUGUCUCUACUGCCGUUCAUUGGGUCCUGGAGGUGACUUAACAGUCCAAGUCUUGGGGCAUGGAUGCAUCUGCAGACGUAGCAGGUCCUUCCUUCUGCCAAGAAGAGCAGGCCACAGGCUGGUAUUCUUUUCCUCCUCCUUCCUCCACUCCCUGUCCUCUGUUUUGUGGGGGUGAGAUACAUUCUUGAAACAGGAUGUGCUGCUAUGGGAGCUGGUGAGUAGCCAGCUCCUUGUCCUCACUGUAGGUGGUUGCAGGCUAGGUAACCAGCUCCUCCCAGCUCUCUGCAGGCUGGAGCUGUGUCCCCUGCCCCCAUCCUUGUAGGGCUUCCUCCAGCCUUUCUCCUACCUUGUGGGCCCCAAUUAAGCUGGGAGUAGGGCACCUGUAAGUGCUUUGGGAGGGUACUCUUCCCAUGAUGCCACUGGGUAAGAGUGUUUCUUGCUUAGCCAUUUCCUUCCCAGAAUCCCCUGCUGGGGGGUUGUUUAAGGAGAAAGG
This is a messenger RNA of Alligator sinensis (Chinese alligator), 3133 nucleotides long. RefSeq names its product afadin- and alpha-actinin-binding protein-like. The transcript has 13 exons. The record is from RefSeq and is a predicted model, not a curated record. Bases 267 to 1883 code for a protein of 538 amino acids. NCBI's taxonomy places the organism in Eukaryota, Metazoa, Chordata, Crocodylia, Alligatoridae.